Messenger RNA from Homalodisca vitripennis (glassy-winged sharpshooter), 4023 nucleotides. Its product is annotated as FAD synthase-like. NCBI's taxonomy places the organism in Eukaryota, Metazoa, Arthropoda, Insecta, Hemiptera, Cicadellidae. Gene Ontology annotation, molecular function: FMN adenylyltransferase activity. Bases 474 to 1193 code for a protein of 239 amino acids. Gene Ontology annotation, biological process: FAD biosynthetic process. The record is from RefSeq and is a predicted model, not a curated record. The transcript has 7 exons.
UGAACUUUAAAAAAAAUAUAUUAUUUGUAUCAAGUCAAACUUACUCAUAAACACAAAGACUGAUAAACUUAUGCUUGAUACUCUAUGGUUACAUUAGGCCUGUAUAGCAGUCUGUAAAAGUAAUAAUACUUCCAUAAAUGAGAUGAUAAGAAUUAAUGUGUACUUAAAAAAUAAUGCCAAGAUCGUUAACCGUAACGUAGUAUGCUGUUAGAACUAUCGUUUUUAAUUUUCUAUAGCACAGAACAAAUAUCCAUAUAAAUUGAAAUGGAGCAUCAAGGAAAGUGUUCACAUUUAUCUCUGUCGUAUGAUCAGUCUCUUUCAUUAUUUCUAGUGGAAACCAUCACACCAAACACUUUCAUCAUUAGAAAAAUAUAACAGUGGAAGCGGAGUCCGUGGACCACGUGAAGGCGGCAGAAGACCACUUCAAGGCUCUGGUGUCCACCCAGUGGAUAGUCUCCACGACGACACACAACAUGUCCAGUCCUGUCUACAAGUUUUUGGAGACAACAGCUGACCCACAGCUGGCCGCUUCACUACAAAAUUCUAUUAAGAUUGUGGAGCAGGGGCUGAAACGUUACUCAGGAGACAGUUUGAUGCUCAGCUUCAAUGGUGGCAAGGACUGCACAGUGCUUCUUCACAUCAUCUUAGCUGUCUGGCAACAACUGGGCAUCCCUGGGUCACUGCAAACUGUGUACUUCAGGCCUGCCAAUCCAUUCCCUGAAAUUGAACGGUUUAUUGCCGACACCGUUGACAGAUAUAAGCUGCAUCUGACAACAUUGGCGGGACCAAUCAAGCCGGCGCUGGCAGUCUUGGCGGAACAAAAUCCGAACGUCCAGGCGAUAUUUCUUGGCACUCGACGCACCGAUCCCUUCUCAUCCAACUUGAGUGAUUUUCAGAUGACAGAUCCCGGCUGGACCCAGCUGAUGAGGAUAAACCCUAUUCUUGACUGGAGCUACCGUGACGUCUGGACUUUCCUCAGAGGCACAGCAGUACCCUACUGUUCUCUGUAUGACCAGGGAUAUACAUCUCUAGGUAACCAGGACAACACAAAACCCAACCCCAGCUUGCGUCUGACGGAACCGGGUGGUAAGGAAAAUUACCAGCCGGCGUGGAUGCUGACAGAUGAUUCUGGGGAGAGGCACGGUCGUUCACAACAAGAAGUGGGUGGUGGACAAGUCUCUACAAGCAAGUGAAGAACUGGCACAGCUUGUGGGCGGAGCAGCAGGUCCUGAUGGCCGAGCAGUUCUCGCUCACUCGCUCACCACAAUCACGCGCUCUGGUGCUCACAUUCUGAACUUAGCCUUUCCGUCACCUCCCUCAGACCCGUUCCUCUCGCUACUCCUUCAAUCGAUCUCCGAACUUCACGAAAUCAUAGGAGAUGGUGUCAAGAAUUUCGUGAUUCUCACUAACGCUCUAUUGAAACAAGUGAUAUUUAAGAGCAGUUCUCAAACUUUAAUUAGAGAAUUGUCAGUUUUACAGACUCGAUUGAGUGUUUUGUCUACCACAAAGUGCACAUGCGUACUGACCAGUGAGGUUUUAUCUAAUAUUAUAGUGACGUUUUUCUCCACCCGGUUUGCACCCACGGUGUCAGCAGUUCUUUCUCGCUUGGUGUUUGAAUGGGUUGCCAAAUUAAAUGGUAUUCCAGAAGUAUGUAGGUACAUUACGCAAUUUUCGUCACUUUGUUUCAAGUUCAAUUCGUUUCCUGUUGCUUCAUCUUGUGUCCAAGAUGGGUUCAUGAUUAAGGGAUUAAGUGUAAAUAGGUUGCCACACUCUGGGCAAAAAUGUAUCCUCAGAGUCUAUUAUCACUCGAUGGAUACCACCCCUGAUAAUGGUGACAUAGAAACGGAUAUUUUGGAAGUUCUCAAAGUUAAAACGGACUCUACCGCUAGUUUGAACUACAGUGUACUUUUUGUAACAAAUUUAGUUCUCGAAGAUAGAGCAUUGUUUUUGUUGAAUUAUAAGAAAAUAUUUACAAUUCAUGCAGUUUGUAAUGAUUCAAUUAAAUUUCUAUUCGAACAGACUGUAGUUAAGAAUGUGUUAGUUGUUGAUUACCGUUACAUCAAUGAUUUGCUUUGGAUUUCAUUACAAGAUGUUUCCCACCUUGUGCUAAAAGGUCCCAGUGCCACUUUCACCAAAGACUACGCAGAUAGCGUUUUAGACUGUUUGAAAAUGUUACUGUUCAGCUUCAAGGAUAUUUGUUGUACUGUAAAUGCAGGUGGAUACUUCGAACACGCUCUUGUGAAAAAGAUGUUCAGUGAGUCUUGUUCCAAGGAUUGUAAAGCAAGGAUGCCACCUGUUACAUCUCGUGAACAAAUUUUGAAUUGGUGUGAAGAUGGAAAUCAAGAUUCAGAGUGUUUAAAAUGCUUUGACCCGAUGUUGUUUCAUGGUUUGGACUCGGAAGCAGUAGACGUUGUCUGCCGUGCUGUGUUUUCAUCUGUGAAACUACACUUUAAUGAUAAAAAAUGCCUCGAACCUGUAUCAUUGAGGUUAGCAGUCAUUGCUAGAGCUCUGAAUGCUACCAUUGCUUUUUGUAAAUUAGACGGUGCUUUGAUCAAACCAAAGAAAGGAAGGUUGUGUUAAUAAAAACACAAGUAAAAAAAUAAAUAUAUUAGGUUUAUUAGAACACAUUCACUGCAAAUUUGGUUAUUUUUCUCAUAUUACGAUGUCGGUCACUGAUGGCUCAAUGGCUUUGGCGUCUGCCUCACGAUAGAGCACUCUAGGUGAUUGGUGGUACUACCAGAUUUGGUUCUAUAAGGGAGUGACGCCGUGUACAGUGUGUUCUUUUUAAUUGUCUUGAGUCAUCCAUGACCCAUGUUGUAAAUUAUUUAUAUUCAAUUAUACCAAUAUUGAAUAAAUAUCAAAAAUAUAACAAAUAUAAAAGGUCUACCCUGUACCUAGGAGACUGGUGGAAUAACGUAGCAGACUAUGAUUGCAGCUAAAAUAAGCGUGAUCAAGAAGUGAGAAAUAAUUGUGUAAGCAAAAUAGGUCAUACGUAAAUAUUUUACGUAAUUACUUUAUAAUAAUAAUUAUAAAAUAUACCACUUCAAUCCCCAAUUAAAUCGUAAAAAUCUGUUAAAAAUAGAUGUUCUAACAGAGUAAGUUUGAUGAAAUCCUGUAGGGUUAUGAACUAAAAUUUUCCUAUGACUUAACGGUAACUCAUGGCGCAGUGAACAUAUUACUGGUAAUUGUUCUUUUUUGAUCACCAUUAAAAAUAUAUUGGCAUUCUUUUCUAAUUACAUUAAUUUAUUAUGAUGCUGAGCAUUGGAUGUAUUUUCUUUUGUUGAAUUUAAUUACAGUGAUAAAAUGUUGUCUGUGUUUAGUUUUAUUACAGCUAAGAGGCACAAUAUUGUUCUGCUGGUACUUAAUUUAGUUUUUUUAGAUAAUUUUUAAAUAUCUUUAUUUUAUCAUUGAUUCUUCCUCAGGUAUUUUUUAUGUUGUGCAAUUUGUUAGUCUCCCUUUAAAAUAGUUUAAGGAAGUUCUAAAUUCAUUACCCAUAGUUAAUUUAUGGAUGUUAUUGGUUAAUUAUUGUUCUUGUAUAGUUUUAAAAUAUAUUUUCAUUUUGUUGAUUUUGAUUUUUUAAGUACUUAUGUUGUUUUUAAACAGCCAGUAUUGUAAUAAAACUGUUUAGGACUAGAUAACAUUUUAAUGUACUUAUUUGUUUAUAUUUUUUCUGAAGUGAUUAAAUGUAUUCAAUUUCCAAUGAAAACAAUGCUGUUAUUAUAUUUAUAACAAAACUAUUCAUUUGUAUAUUUUGUUUUCAAAUUCAUUCCAAUUUUCCUUCUUGAAUUAAAUACAUCCUUACAAUUCUAUAUCGCUACUUGUUUUUCUUUUUUUUUUAACUUAAUUUAUAGACUAGUUCUUUUUGUUCAGUAAAAGAGGAAAAAGUUAGGUCUUAAUGACAGUUUUGAUUAAGGGAGAACAAGAUUAUAUAUAUAUACAAUUGCGAAGAUUGUGUCAUCUUGUUACAAUAAGAUGAAAUAUUCUGUGUCCAUUUGACACCUUUUUCGACCACAGAAAACGAGA